Messenger RNA from Cryptomeria japonica (Japanese cedar), 1865 nucleotides. RefSeq names its product non-functional NADPH-dependent codeinone reductase 2-like. The record is from RefSeq and is a predicted model, not a curated record. The coding region runs from base 194 to 1753 and encodes 519 amino acids. The transcript has 9 exons. Gene Ontology annotation, molecular function: aldose reductase (NADPH) activity. Gene Ontology annotation, cellular component: cytosol. NCBI's taxonomy places the organism in Eukaryota, Viridiplantae, Streptophyta, Pinopsida, Cupressales, Cupressaceae.
ACUUCAUGUACAGCAGUUUGCGGUCAUAUCAGUUAUCUUUAAGCGACACCUGUUGCCACAGAUUCCACUCGAUUAUAUUUCAAAAAACCUCUGGUCGGAAGCACUCUCUGCAUGCAUUUCGAAGCCUUUGAACAGAUUCACCUUCAAGCAUCGAGACGAAUUUUUGCAGACCCGUUAGACAUAUUCUCUAGAAAUGGGCAGUUUAGGUGGAGUUGCUCAACUCAAUUCCGGCACCACAAUACCAUUAAUUGGUCUUGGAACCGCUUCAGACAAACAGAACUAUGAUGAAAUUAAGGGAGCAGUAGCUGCAGCUUUGGAGGUAGGGUAUAGACACUUUGAUACGGCCAGCCUUUAUGGGUCAGAGAUAGCAUUAGGGGACGCUCUCAAGGAGGCCUUUCAAAAUGGGGUUGUUACAAGGGAUGAGGUUUUUGUCACCACUAAACUGUGGAGCGAAGAUUUGGAAGAUCCUGUUAAUGCGUUGAAGACAAGUUUAAAAAAUAUGCAGUUGGAAUACGUAGAUCUUUACCUUAUCCACUGGCCAGUACACCUGAGAAAGGGAGCCUUACUUCCAGUCCCUAGGGAAGAAGACUAUCUACCCUUAGAUAUGAAGUCUACAUGGCAAGGAAUGGAGCAGUGUAUUGAGCUGAGUCUCACUAAAGCUAUUGGCGUAAGCAACGUCUCCAGUAAGAAGAUUGAAUGCCUGUUAAGCUAUGCCAAGAUAUUCCCUGCUGUCAAUCAGGUAGAGAUGCAUCCAAUGUGGCAGCAGAGAAAACUUAGAGACUACUGCAGUACGUUGAACAUUCAUGUCAGUGCAUGGUCUCCUCUUGGAGGAUCACCCACUUCUCAGUGUGCGGUUAGUGUCAUGGAUCACCCUGUUAUCAAAGAGAUUGCAGAAAAGCAUGGAAAAUCUACAGCCCAGGUAGGUUAUCGACACUUUGACACAGCAAGCCUUUACAACUCAGAGCGUCCACUUGGGAAAGCUCUGCACGCGGCUUUUCAAAAUGGACUUGUUAACAGGGACGAUGUAUUUGUCACCACCAAACUAUGGGAUACCCAACAUGACGACCCUGUCACUGCAAUCAAGAGUAGUUUGAAGAAUUUACAACUGGAUUACGUUGAUCUGUACCUUAUCCACUGGCCCGUCAAACUAAGAAAAGAAGCUCCAAUUUCCAUGUUCAAGCCUGAAGAAGAAGACUUUUUGCCCUUAGAUAUGAAGUCUACUUGGAAGGGUAUGGAGCAGUGCUUGGAGAUGGGGUUUGCCAAAGCCAUUGGAGUUAGUAACUUUUCCUCUAAGAAGAUUGAAGAUCUAUUGAGCCAUGCUAAGAUCCCUCCUGCUGUUGAUCAGGUAGAGAUGCAUCCACAAUGGCAGCAAAAGAAGUUGAGAGAUUAUUGCAGCAAGCAUAACAUUCAUGUGAGUGCAUGGUCUCCUUUGGGAGCUCCAAAUACUACGUGGGGCUCAAAUCUGGUGAUGGAUGACCCCUUCAUCCAUGAGAUUUCUCAAAAGUAUGGAAAGACUAGAGCCCAGGUUAUGUUAAGGUGGGGAAUAGAACAGGGAGUGAGUGUGCUGCCCAAGAGCUAUAACAAAGACAGAAUAUUUUCAAAUUUUCAAAUAUUUGAUUGGUCUUUGACUCCAGAUGAUCAUGGUAAGAUUGGCAUGCUUAAUCAGGUUAAGUUAGUUCGUGGGGAUGCUUUUGUUAAUAGCACAACCAGCCCCUACAAGACUGUUGAAGAAUUAUGGGAUGGAGAGAUUUAAUCUUUGGAAUUUGAAUGUCACAUAGACCAUUUGCUACUUGCAAUAACAGUCCUUUGUUUUAAGCUCCGAUGUGAUAUAAAGUGAUGAUUUAAUAUGUUAUUGAGACAACAUU